AUGGUUACUAUUUACUAUCAUAGAGCGAUCAUUUCGCACAAACAAAUUUACUAUUCGGACAAAUACAACGAUGAGGAGUUCGAGUACCGGCAUGUUAUUUUGCCCAAGAACAUAGCCAAGUUGGUCCCUAAAACCCAUUUGAUGUCUGAAUCUGAAUGGAGGAAUCUUGCUGUUCAACAGAGUAAGGGAUGGGUCCAUUAUAUGAUCCAUGAACCAAAACCUCACAUCUUGCUGUUCCGAUGGCCAAUUAAAGAAAAAUAA
This is a messenger RNA of Molossus molossus (Pallas's mastiff bat), 261 nucleotides long. Its product is annotated as cyclin-dependent kinases regulatory subunit 1-like. The transcript has a single exon. Lineage: Eukaryota; Metazoa; Chordata; Mammalia; Chiroptera; Molossidae. The record is from RefSeq and is a predicted model, not a curated record. The coding region runs from base 1 to 261 and encodes 86 amino acids. Gene Ontology annotation, cellular component: cyclin-dependent protein kinase holoenzyme complex; SCF ubiquitin ligase complex. Gene Ontology annotation, molecular function: ubiquitin binding; histone binding; cyclin-dependent protein serine/threonine kinase activator activity. Gene Ontology annotation, biological process: regulation of mitotic cell cycle.